This is a messenger RNA of Bicyclus anynana (squinting bush brown), 2240 nucleotides long. RefSeq names its product organic cation transporter protein-like. Gene Ontology annotation, cellular component: membrane. Lineage: Eukaryota; Metazoa; Arthropoda; Insecta; Lepidoptera; Nymphalidae. The coding region runs from base 1 to 1371 and encodes 456 amino acids. Gene Ontology annotation, biological process: transmembrane transport. The transcript is spliced from 4 exons. Gene Ontology annotation, molecular function: transmembrane transporter activity. The record is from RefSeq and is a predicted model, not a curated record.
AUGGCAGCGCAGAAGAAUUUAUUAGAUAGUGUAAAUGUUAGUGAAAAAAUUGGAGAAAUGCCGAAGAGAAAAGUAAAUUUGGACAACAUUCUCGUUGAAGAAAUCGGUCAGUUUGGCAGAUACCAGAUCAGGACGCUGAUGUUGACGCUGGUUGUCGUCGUGUUCGGAGCGUGGGGCGCCACGGAGUACAUCAUCACCACCGCGAGGAUUAAGACGAGGUGCCUCAUCCCUGAGUGCGAGGGUACAGUCGCAACAGAAUACUCCCCACCGUGGAUAUUAAAUGCUGUCCCAGGCAGUGGCAGCUCGUUCGACAACUGCCUGCGCUUCGACUCUGCCAACAGCACAUCGAGGAGUGACGAGUGUCCUGCAGAGUGGUUCAACCGGCAGAAGAAGAUCGCCUGCGCCCAAUAUGUGUACGAAAAUACACAUACAGUUGUCUAUGAUAUUUAUAUUUUGUGUCAGUACGGCUUAGCGUGUGAUGAAUGGCGUCGAGCCUUCAUCGGCACGGCGCGCACCUUCGGCACGUUCCUGGCGCUCCCCAUCGUGGGCUUCACGUCGGACCGCUGGGGCCGGCGCUUCGCCCUCAGCCUCAACGCCGUCAACACGGCCUGGGUCGGCACGCUGCGCUACUGGGCCGACACCUACUGGGGCUUCGUCGUCUCCGAAGUAGUUGAGUCGGCGAUCGGAGCUGGCGCCUUCUCCUGUGCUCAUAUUUUAAUGAUGGAACUAGUGGGUCCGAAAUAUAGAGUUGCUGCCGGGGCUACUAUGAAUACCUUUUUUUCAAUUGGCCAAAUCAUCAUGUCACUGAUAGCGUGGGCGGUCCCGAACUGGAGAGCACUGACCCUGGCUCUGUAUGUACCACAGUUUACAACCAUUUGUUACUUCUGGAUAAUGUCGGACUCCGUGCGAUGGUAUCUGAGCAAAGGACGGUACAAGGACGCGGAAGACUUUCUUAAAAACGUUGCUCGAAUCAAUGGACGUCAGCUAUCAGACGAGUCACUCCAGGCACUAAAGGAAAAUGCAGAAGCUGAAAAAAUUAGGAUAGAGGAUGAGAAAAAAAUGAAAUCAAAAGAGCCAUGGUUGAUUGUACUGGUGUUUCGCAACAGAGCCAUUCUCAGACGGUGUUGCAUGUCACCGGUCUGGUGGUUCACCAGCGCUCUGGUAUAUUACGGCAUGUCAGUAAACGCAGUCAACAUGUCUGGUAACCGUUACCUGAAUUAUAUGGCUGUUGCUUCAGUGGACAUACCGGGGUAUUGGGUAGCUGUACUAUUGAUGAGCAGGAUUGGGAGGCGGCCUGUUCUCAUUGCUGCUUAUUGGAUUUGCGCUGCUUGUCAACUGGGCUAUAUUUUCCUGCCUACCAGUGAGUUCUAAAAAAAUUCCUCAAAAUAAUCAUGUCACUUCCGAGAUACACAAUAUAUGUCAAUUGCUUGUUUAAAGAUAUUUGAGUUUUCUUUACCACGUUCUAGAUAUGUAUGGCCUGUCAUUGGUGAUGUACCUCAUUGGCAAGCUCACCAUCGCCAUCGUGAUGAUGUCGCUGUACAUCUACACGUCCGAGAUCUAUCCCACCAAGUACAGACAUAGCUUGUUCUCGUUUUCUGCAAUGACUGGUCGUAUAGGCGCCAUGACUGCUCCGUUAACACCGGCAUUUGUGAGUAUUAAUCCCUUAUGAUCGUUUGAACAAAAGAUAACAAAGGUAAGUAUAUUUGGGUGUUUUAAUAGUAGCAUCUUCAAAUAAAGUAGCACGUAAUUUAGAAUGAAAAAAAUACCUUAUGAUAGACGAAUAUCUCGAAAUUAUUUUAAUCAAUACAAAAAUUUAGAAUGUAUGUUUUUUAUUAUCAUUAACAAUUAUCAUCGAGUACCCAUCCUACACCUUUUUAACAAUAAAACACACACAAAUAUAUACAGAAUGUUAUUGCUGUAAGAAGUCAUAAGACUAACACUUUUUAACUAAUAUAAUGUUUAACAAUUAAAAAAAUAUUUCUCCAUUCAAUAAAACAGGUUUUAUUGUUCUUUAGUUUUCUAAAACGUUAUUAAUCCUUUUUUAUUUACAUAUGGAUGUUUCAUUUAAUUUCAGGGUGUAGCCCUUUUUGUCAAUUUUCCCUCGUUGCUGUUCUGCGGGUUCGCCCUGCUGUCCGGUGCUCUGCUGUUCCUAGCCCCGGAGACCCUGGGGACCAAGCUCCCCGACACCAUGGAGGAGGCCGCGAUGAUCGGCGUCAAGAGACCUGAGUCUGCAGUGCGAC